AUGAGUGAAUUUUCUCUUCUGCCAAAGUCUACCUCUCCCAUCGAUAUCGAUGAUGAUGAUGAUGAUGAUGCUAAUACCAACACUAGAAUGGCUAACAGCACAUCCAAGAACAAAUCUUCCUCCUCAAUCAACAGACCUUGGACUUUCCCUCCAAGAUUGAAACCUGGAAGAAAGGCAAAAAAUCCUGAUGUCAACGAUUUCACCCCAACCGAUGUAGAUAUGAAGGAAAGGAAGAGAGUACAAAAUAGAGAAGCUCAAAGAGCCUACAGGGAAAGACAAUCAAAAAGAAUCUUCGAACUAGAGACUAACGUCAACUUCCUCUACGAUACCUUGAACGAAUGGAAGGAUAAAUUCGAUUCUUUAAACGAAAAUUUCGAAUUGGUCAAAAAGGAAAAUAACUCUUUGAAAGAACAACUACGUUCAGCUGGAGUAGAACCAAUCACUUCUCCAACCGAAAUCAAAUACAAAGACCCUCUAUUAAACGUAAUCAUCGAUCAUUUUAAACCUUUAGAACCAGUGAAGUUAAAUAGAAAACUUUCAACUAAAAACACUCCAAUGUCAAUUGGAGGAAGUAUAGACGAUGGUGAAGAAGAAAAUAUCGAUAAAGAAAAUAUCAAUAAAGAAACUGAAACUGAAACUGAUACAAAUGAAGAAAAGUGUGUGUUUUCAGAUGUUAAAAACUUCCAAUGCGUUUGUAAGAGUUUAAAAGUACCCACCGGAAUUAAAAAUGAACAAACUCAUUCUAAUUAUGAAGAUAAAAAUACUAGAAGUAACGUUUUGACUCCAGAAGAUAAUCACAAUAAUGGAAUAGACUUUAACGAAAUUGAAAUCACUUCAGGGCGCUCUUGUUGUAAAGCCAAGAAGAGAAAGGCAAAAUUGGAAAACGAUACUCUUAAAUCUCCUAAUACUCAGCUAUCAGUGGCGCCUGGCGGCGAAGGUAAUAGCUGUUGUAAGAAAAGAAAAACUGAACCAAAAUCAGAUGAAUUAAAUGUUGCUAGUAAGAUAAUGACCCCUUCAGAUACUAAUUCAACUGUAACAAGUAGUACCGAAUAUCCAUCACCACUUACAAACAGUGCACACACAACACCAAUGUCAUUACCCUCUAUAAGUAAUAUUCAACUAUCAGGUGAAAGUUCGUUAAAAUCAACAGGGAAUGUCUUAAGGGAUCUCGACAGGCAUGCUUUAAAUUAA
Vanderwaltozyma polyspora DSM 70294 is the source of this 1191-nucleotide messenger RNA. RefSeq names its product bZIP transcription factor. The record is from RefSeq and is a predicted model, not a curated record. Gene Ontology annotation, biological process: regulation of DNA-templated transcription. Gene Ontology annotation, molecular function: DNA-binding transcription factor activity. Lineage: Eukaryota; Fungi; Ascomycota; Saccharomycetes; Saccharomycetales; Saccharomycetaceae. Bases 1 to 1191 code for a protein of 396 amino acids. The transcript has a single exon.